Aspergillus affinis is the source of this 2325-nucleotide messenger RNA. RefSeq names its product putative protein kinase. The transcript has a single exon. Gene Ontology annotation, biological process: protein phosphorylation. NCBI's taxonomy places the organism in Eukaryota, Fungi, Ascomycota, Eurotiomycetes, Eurotiales, Aspergillaceae. Gene Ontology annotation, molecular function: ATP binding; protein kinase activity. The record is from RefSeq and is a predicted model, not a curated record. Bases 1 to 2325 code for a protein of 774 amino acids.
AUGUCGAUGUUCAGAUCCGCUGCAGACAGCAGUUCAUCUUCGGAUUCAGAAUCCACUCCGCGUGAUCUAGAACAUGAAGCUGCUGAAGUUACCACUCACUCCUCGGUCCAGAAAGCUCAGACCAAGGGCGCAACGACUCCGCCACUUUUGACCGGGGAGAAUCAGACUCGAGGCAAUAUAGAGGGCUCUGAUACAGGCAUGGAAGGACAUACCAACAUCAUGACUGCCGCACUGCUUGAAUUCUAUUGUUUCAGUCGGGCCGCCGAUAUUCUCAAUGCCCAGGAUCCUCACAAGCACUACACGCGCGAUUCUCCAGAAGCACAAGCAGUGGGAAAGAGAAUGUACGAGUACAAAUCUCACUUUUUGUCAUCCCGCGGCGUUCUGGCAACCGGUGUGCACAAAGAAGAGCUGGAUUCCACUAGGCAGUAUUACCGGGACAAUCUCGAUUUUCUAGGCAUCAGUGCCCUGGAGGAUCUGAACAUAGAGAACGGCCCAGGACAGUCCCAACCCAUGGGCUCUAAUAGAGCGCUUGUUUUAACUCCGAGAGCCUCAAACAUCAUGCAGGCCCCUCCAAGCGCAGAGUAUGCCAGCUUGCCAUCUCCAAAUCUCCUUGGCCCCCUUGGUCUCCCCGGCAAUGGCAGAGGUGCGGCGAAGAACUUUCGGCUUGACCUUAGUAGUCUGCCAGCUCGUCCAUCACCACUUUCCGGAAGCUCGCCUGUGAGUUUUCCUCUCUUCGACCAAAGCGCACAGACACCAACCGAGAACAUGUCACGCUACGCCAUGGAAUUUUCGGAAAUCAAAAUUCUCGGUCGUGGAUCUUUCGGGGAGGUUUAUCACGUGAAGAAUCAUAUCGAUGGACAGAGUUACGCCGUCAAGAAGAUUCCGAUCAGUAAGAAACGUCUUGAGCAGUUGCAGUGUGGGGGUGAAAACCAGCUUGAAACCAUUAUGAAGGAGAUCAGGACUCUCGCUCGACUCGAACAUAAGAAUGUAGUACGAUACUACGGUGCGUGGGUGGAAAAGGUUCGUCUAGCAAGCUAUCUGCCUCAAGAUCCACCAGAUUCAAUGCAACUCGAGGCCGAAGGUACCCAAACUGCGACCUUGAGCCACGAUUCUCAUGAUGAUCAGAGCUUUGGAAUUGUUUUUGAGCAUUCUGAACCGUCAGUCGGAGGCAUCAACUUUGAACCAUCAACAGAGCCAACCUCCCUUCCUUACAACCCAUCUGAGCGCAGGGACAGCCGUGCCAGCCAAGCGAGCUUUGCUACAUUGGAAUCGCGCCAUUCGAAGAAGAGUUCCGCGCACAGCUGGGGCGAGGGAGACGAGGAGAUCGAAUCUAUUCCUCGCGAUUUCACAGGCCCGUCACUGUCGACAUUCGGCGGUACUGACAAUGACAUCUUCACCGAUGGUUACAGCCACGAUGCAUCAAGACUGCAGGUGCAGCGGCGGCCUCGCGAUGAGUCUCAAAUCCCGGCUGUCGUUCUACACAUUCAAAUGUCACUUCACCCUCUAUCGCUCGGUUCAUAUUUGAGCCCAGAGCCUGGCAAGGCAGCACUGGAUCAUCAAGAAUUCCCACGACGCCAUUGUUUCCACCUUAUCCCUUCUCUUAAGAUGAUGCAACGUAUUAUCUCAGGUGUGGAUUAUCUUCAUUCCAAGGGCAUUGUCCACCGGGACUUGAAACCAGCCAACAUCUUCCUCUCCUUUCACGAAACCAAACGCUUGGAUGGAUGUCCUCCAUGCGGAUCCGCACAUCAAGCCCCUUCACGAUACUGUCACCCCCGCAUCGGUGACUUCGGUCUGGUAGCCGAGAUCUCACAUCUGAAUGAACAAUCUCCAACUACCCCCGUGGCAGCCCUUCAGGGCGGCGCGAAGGUGCACCGUGCUGUCGGAACCGAGUUCUAUCGCCCGCCCUUGGUGAGUAAUGCAGCCGGUAGCCCUACUGAUCCGGAAACCUCAACCAUGGCCUCGUUCUACAUCAUUGACGAGUCUCUCGACGUCUACGCUCUCGGAGUGAUUUUAUUCGAACUUCUGUAUUGCCUCAACACUAAAAUGGAGCGUCAGCUUGUCCUGUCCGAGUUGACCCGUGCUCCUCAAGGACAGACCUCCACUGGCCCUUCAUUCCCAGCUGAUUUCAACCAGAAAGUCGACAUGGGUGAUUUGGUUUUGGAAAACGGUAACACUGUUGCUGAUUCUUUGAUGGCUUGCAUUCGCGGCAUGCUGGAUCCUCUGCCUGCACAACGUUGGUCCUGUAUGGAUACCAAGAAGUAUCUACAGGCGAUCUUGGUCGUUGCGGAGAAGGCGUGUGCUGAAUCAUUUCCCCAUGCAAAUUAA